AUGUAUUUGGAUCAUACAACUCAAACCUCAUUUAUUGUUCAAAGUACAUGUAAACUUCAGAACGAGCAAAAAUACACCAACAUGCAAGUUCAAGCUAAGUACGUUUACACAGGCGAACUUGAUCUAGAAAAUCUUUCAGGUGAAGAUACCCUAGGAUUAUUAAUCGCAUCUGAUGAAUUAUUGUUUGAAGAAAUUUUCAAACAUGUUCAAGAUCAUUUGAUUUCAAAUCAAGAUUGUUGGAUUCUACAGAACUUUACUUCAAAUAGUAAUAUUGCCGAGUGGGAUCAAGAGAAAUUUGAAGCAUUGCAGGAAACGCUGGAUCCAUUCAUUCCCCUCAUUCGAUUUGCGGAAAUUCCUCCCGCUGAUUUCUUUGAUAAAGUACGUCCUUAUAAAGCCGCAAUUUCUUAUCAGAUUUAUGAACAAAUAGAAGAAUAUCAUUAUAAAAAAUCUUUCAAACCAACACUUUUGCCGACUCGCGUAGAAAAUUUAGAAUCAUCAAUAAUUAAACCAAAGCUUGUGACUAUUAUUUCUAAUUGGAUCGAGAAAAAUGAUUCAAAUGUUUUUUCAUCUAAUAAUAGAUAUAGGUUCAAUUUGAUUUACUCAAGCACUCGGGAUGGUUUUAAUUGUAAUACAUUUAAUAUUAAAUGUAAUAAGCAAGGACCGUUCGUUGUAUUGAUAAAGGUUCAAUCAAAAGAAAUCUAUGGAGGGUAUAAUCCGAUCGGUUAUGAAUUAAGAGACGGAAAAUGGUUAAAUUCCUCGGACAGCUUUAUUUUCUCUUUUGAAAAUGAUCAAGAUUCGCAUAAUAUGAAAAUGAGUAGAGUAAUUAAUGUAAAUAAAUCUAUUUAUGAGCAUCGCGAUGGUUAUUUCAUUAAUUUUGGUGAUUGUUUAUAUAUUGAAGAGAGACAAAAACUUUAUUUACGUAAAAAUGUAACUUACUGUAGUAUUCGGAAUAAUGUUAAUUGUACUCUGCCCAUUGAAGAAAUUGAAGCCUUUAGUGUAGAAAAGAAGUAA
Molecule: messenger RNA, 1011 nt
Organism: Funneliformis mosseae
Lineage: Eukaryota; Fungi; Glomeromycota; Glomeromycetes; Glomerales; Glomeraceae
Source: the annotation of a GenBank genome assembly